AUGAAUAUCAAUAAUCAAAGACGAAGCCCAGUGCAGCCUUAAUCAUAGCUAUUGAUGAAUAUAUUCAAAGAGAUAAAAAAUGAAUAGAUUGAUUUUAGUUUAAUCCCAAUACAUCACAUAGUGAAUUAAUAUGAAAAGAAAUUCUAAUUAGCUAAAUCAAAGUCAAUUCAAAGAAAAGGUGUUUUGCCACAACUAAAAUUAUCUAUAUUGCAUUUUAAAGAUCAAAUCCAAAAGCAAGUUCAAUAAUUACUUUCAAUAAUUGAUAAUAUUCUCAUAAAAGAAGCAAAUUCGUCAUAAUAAUAUUCAGAGUUAAAUGAUUAAAUUAAUAAAUUCUACUUAUUAGAUUAUGAACCUUUAUUGAAAUAACUUAAAGAAUUUGCCAAUGUUUAGAAGGAUGGCCUCCUUUAAAUAAAAAAAUUUGUUAAAAAGUUUGAAGGAGAUUGUAUAAAUUAUAAAAUUGUGGAAUCUUUGGAAUAAAAUAAAUUAUCAAAUGUGCUACUCUUCAAUCAUUAAAAUGACGUUUUUUUCUAAGGGAUUGGAGAGAAUGUAAAAAUUUGGUAAUUUAAAAAUGGGCAACUCUAUAAUAGCUAACUAUUGUAUGGUCACAAUCAAUAAAUUUAUUGCUUAGCUUGUAGCAAAAAUAAUAACAUGCUUGUUUCAGGAAGUGCUGAUAAAUCAAUUCGAAUUUGGGAGGAGAUAAGUCAUAAGAAUUGGUAAACAACUUAAAUACUAAAAGGACAUACUGGAUAUAUAUAUAGUAUAAUUAUCAACAAAUCAGAUGACUAAAUUCUGUCCAGCAGCAGUGAUAACUCAAUACUUGUUUGGGGGAAGAAGCAAAAUAUAUGGGAGUGCAUCUAAAAUAUAGAUGUUCAUCAAAAUUCUGUUUAUUAAUUGAGUUUCAACUAAUCAUAUACUCAGUUUUCUUCAUGCAGUUACGAUAGAAAUUUAAUAAUAUGGAGUCUAAAUCAGGAAUAAGAAUGGAAAAAAUAACAAAUCAUUAAGCAUUAAUCACAAAGCUUUAGAGCUUGUUUUAUCUAGGACAAUUAAAUAGUUCUUUAAUAAAACUCACAUAGAUACAUAGAAAUUUACACAAGGAACCAAGCAAAUAUUUUUGUAAAUACAUAAAAAAUAGAAUUGCAGUACCUGAAUGUUGAUCUUUCUAGUUUUAGUCCAUUGUAAUUUGUAGUGAAUAAAUAGAUAUUACUACUUAAACACAAUAACAAGACAUUAAUACUUAGAAGGAAGUAGAAUUGGAAAUUCUAAAUUGAAGAAGAAAUUGAUGAGGAGGGGGUAGGAACUUUAACAAAUGAUGGUAAAUAUCUUUUGUUAAUCAAUAACAAGCUGCGAUCAUUACAAAUCUAUGAAUAAUAAUUACAAUGA
Paramecium octaurelia is the source of this 1380-nucleotide messenger RNA. The record is from the annotation of a GenBank genome assembly. NCBI's taxonomy places the organism in Eukaryota, Ciliophora, Oligohymenophorea, Peniculida, Parameciidae.